Solanum pennellii is the source of this 2701-nucleotide messenger RNA. Its product is annotated as VAN3-binding protein. Lineage: Eukaryota; Viridiplantae; Streptophyta; Magnoliopsida; Solanales; Solanaceae. The record is from RefSeq and is a predicted model, not a curated record. The transcript is spliced from 8 exons. The coding region runs from base 1399 to 2571 and encodes 390 amino acids.
AUAAAAACAAAUUCAUCUUCAUAUAACUAACUUCUAGCCCAUCCAACAACAUAAUUCCAACACACAAAAAAUAAAAACCCUAGAACAUGAUGGCCCCAAAGACAACUCUAACCUUGUGAUCUUGUUAUCUAGAAAGUAAUUGAUCUUAGCUUGAACACAUGGUACAAAUUUAAAGUUAUAAAAACAUUAGGGACCUAAUAAAAGCUUCUCUUUAGUAUUUUCAUUAUCCAACAAGUUUUCAUGCUUGUAUAGUGGCUAGCAUGUGUUAGAAUCCUCUAAAAUGGAAAAAUAUUUUGGCUAUUUCUUAAAGAACAUGUAUUUGAUUUGCAAAAAUUUCUUUUGGGUCCCUUUUCUUCUACAACCAUCAUUAUAACAAUUAAAUAUCAUGAGGGGUUUAGCUUUUCAUAAUCUUUCCAUCUGUACUAACAUCUCAUCAAGGCAAUUCUUCAAAUUACUUGAGUAGCCUUUGUUGAGGGGACACAGAAAAGUCGUAUCGUGUGAUUUAACGGUUAAUGAAGCGGGUAAAACUAAAAUUAAAAUCAUAAGAAAAAGAAACGUCAUGGUGCACGAAGUAUAUGUGGGUAUGGGGGGGACGGGCCGCACCUCAAGGGAGUGUGAUAUAGGCAGUCUAUCCUGAAGCAAGCAUUAAUGGUUGAUUCCACGACUCGAACAUCUAAUCUAUAAGUCCCACGGAGACAACUUUACCAUUGCUUCAAGGUUUCCCUUCAUCAAAGUUCACAUCUCAAUAGACAAAAAUUGCUUCUAUAAGUUCUUCCCAUCUUCCUAGGAAUUGGUGGGCAGAGUUACUUGUUACCUAUAGAGGUGGUGGUAGGUAUCCGGUGGGAUGAUCGAGGUACGCACGAGCUAUCUCAGAUGUCAUGUUUUCAAAAAUAUAAAGAAAAAAAAAACUUAGCAUUUUUCAAGAACUCAUAUUUCUCACACAUGCAACAACAACAAUAUAUCUGGUGUAAUUCCACCUGUGGCAUCUGGGGAGGGUAGAGUAUACGCAAACAUUAGCCCUACCUCAUAGAACUAGAGAGGUUGUUUCUGAUAGACUCUCGGUUCAUCUUCACACAUGCAUUUUUGGAAUUAGAUACUAAAAUAAACUUUUACAAACUGUUAUCUUAAAGUAAAAGGUGGAUUAAUGAUUCAUGGAGGCUGGCUUGGCUUUGUAUUCAUAAUAAAGCUAUGAAUUGCCACUUUAUAGAUGUUAAAUGGACCCUAUGAUGAUAAACCAACAAAAUAGCUCUGAAUAAGAGGUGAUUUAACACUUUUUAAGCUUUCUAUCUAAUUUAUACCUAUUUAUAUAUCUCUUUAAGUGAACUUAACAUUCUAUCAAAACUUCACUUACCUUAUAACAACUGUAGAGCAACUGUCCAGUCUUGGUUUAAGAAAAAGAUGGAUCUUGAUUCAAAUCCAACAAUCUCACAAGCACAUCCCGAGACGAUGGACUUCCUUUCGCGCACUUGGUGCAACUUUGCAGUUCAAGCGUUCCAGCCGGAGAUGCAAGAUCAAGCUCUCAUUCUACAUGAAACUUCAAUCAAGAGUUUAAGCAUUGAUAAUAAACCUCCUCUUCCUAAAAUGGAGAAGAGCAUGAAGAUGGAUGAUGCAGAUAAUUCAAUUCCGCCAUGGAAAUCCAACGAUGUCAAGUCGUGGAUAUGGAUGCAGCAAGCCAUGCAUCCAGAGGUGAACUACAACAGCUAUUUCCAGAAAAAAUGGAUGCCGUGGAACAUAGGACCACUAAAGAAUGUGUCAAUCAAGAAAUGGAUCAAAGAAAUUAAGCAGAAGAGGAAAGAAGAAAAGAGAUUACAGAAGGCUGAAGUACAUGCAGCGAUAUCAGUGGCAGGUGUUGCAGCUGCCUUAGCUGCCAUCGCUGCUGAAAACAUGAACCAUGAUCAGUCAGGGCGUACCAAGGAGUCAGCUGUGGCCAGCGCAGCGGCACUAGUUGCAGCACAAUGUGCACAAGUGGCAGAAGCUAUGGGGGCGAAACGGGACCAAAUCAGCAGUGUGAUUGGCUCAGCAAUGACCGGCACAAGUGCAAGCGACAUUCUGACGCUUACAGCUGCAGCUACAACUUCACUCAGAGGAGCAGAAACACUCAAAGCAAGAUCUGGCUACAAGAAUAUUUUGAAUGGAGGCACACCAGUUCUCCCAAUUGAAGAUAGCAACGACUACAACUUUAACUACGAGAAAUGCAGAUCAAUUCUCUCCAAGGGGGCAGACCUCUAUAUUGAAAAAUCAGAAGGAAGAUCCAAGCUAAGGUCGGUGUCCAUUAUCUUAAAUAGUGAAGCCAAGGUUAUCCUAAGAACAAGGAAGCCAACUAUGUUGAAGACCUUCUCAAGUCAAGCGGAAAGUGUCGUAUUAGACCUACAUGCCGAGCUGUAUAAGGAUUCAAAUGGAGCGGAAACUGAUAGUUGCUAUCUUAUUGUGCUAACAACAAACAGGGGAGUCAUCAAGUUAGACAUGAUGGAUGAUUACCAGCGAUACAAAAUGUGGUCAAUGACUAUUAACCAAAUGCUGACGCUCUCUACUUCAUUUACAAAAUAUGAGCUCCAAUAUUACAAAAGCUAAUCUUCAUAAAGAUUUGUGGCAUCAGCAUAUUUUUCACAUGAGUUUUUUGUCAUGUAUAGGUUAUAGUACUUAGCAACUUUGAAGUUGUCAGAUCUGUUAAUAGUUACAUAUCAUGUUCUUGUUUUUCCAA